CACAUGGCGUGAAUCCACCUUUGUCUAAGUUUUAGAAGCUUUUUUUUAUGUCUCGACAAAGUUGGAAUUCUGAGUUGAAGUGUUUACAAGUGGCAACAUGGAGUGUUAAUGGAUUGCUGAAUGGACUGCUAGUUUGCACCCUUGGAAAGUGGAGCGAGUUUCACGGUGCUGAAGGAACGACGAAAUAAAAGUGAAUGCACCCGUUUCGAGACUCCAUCUGCCUUUUCUUCCGAGGGCUGCUACAGUGAAACUCGUCACGAGGCUUGAGUCAACCACCGUGCUUCGCCAGGACCAUCUACCAGGACCAGCUUGCUGAAUGUGCACGAAUUUCCAUCCAUGGUCUACAGAUAAGUCCACCGCCAGAGACUUUUUCAGACUUGCGCGUGCACUGACCAAGGGACGAGCCGCUCGCUCACUAUCAGUCAGUCAGGAUGUUAUCAAAAAAGCGGAAGAUUGACGCUGAAUCCCUCCAAAAACAACAAGCAGCUUUCUCAAGAUGCCGAGAUACACAUGAAGGGGCAGUGAAGGCGAGCUAUGCCAUCACAUGGGAGAUAGCAAAAGCAUCCAAGCCUUUCUCUGAGGGGGAAUUCGUGAGGAACUGCAUGAUAAAGGCAGCGGAGCUAGCGUGUCCAGAAAAGCGACAAGCUCUAGCGAACAUCAGCUUAUCCCGACCUACAGUGACCGAGAGAGUGGAGGAGCUCUCCAGCGACUUGAACAGCCAACUGAAAGAGAAGAUUAAGUCUUUCAUCGCGUUCUCCAUUGCUCUCGAUGAGAGCACUGAUGUGACUGAUACAGCCCAGUUGGCGAUAUUUAUUCGCGGAGUGGAUGCUUCCUUACAUGUCACCGAGGAGUUUGUUUCCAUCGUGCCUUUGACAGACACCACUACAGCUAACGACGUGUUUGUUAGCCUUGUCGGGGCCCUUGACAAUCUGGAGGUGGACUGGAGUCGUGCUGUCAGUGUGGCUACGGAUGGUGCACCUUCCAUGGUAGGGAGAAAGGCCGGAGUGGUUGUUAAGUUGAGAGAAAAGGUACGAGAGGCCAACCCAGACCAGGUAUUCUGGAAUUUUCACUGUAUAUUACACCAAGAGGCUUUGUGCUGCAAGAGUCUGAAAAUGGAGCAUGUUAUGAGUGUUAUUGCCACUGUCAAUUUUAUCAGAGCGAGAGGGCUCAACCACCGGCAAUUCGAUGCAUUUUUAUCUGAAAAUGACAUCCACCAGGGCCUUCCCUAUCACACCGAUGUGCGUUGGUUGAGCCGAGGCGCAGUGCUCAAACGGUUCUACAAAUUGCGCAAAGAGAUAGCCGAGUUCAUGCAGGCUAAAGGGAAGCCUGUGGAGGAAUUGGACGACACCGAAUGGACCAGGGACCUUGCCUUUUUAGUGGACAUUACCGAACACCUGAACUUAUUGAAUGUUAAUAUGCAAGGUCGCAACAAACUCGUUACUGGGUAUUACGACGGUGUCCGUGCGUUUCAACGUAAACUUGCAUUAUGGAAGGCACAGCUCUGUCAGCGCAAUGCAGCCCACUUCCCCUGUUUGAAAUCUCUGUCUGUCAGUCAUCAGAGCAUGGACAAGUAUGCAAACUUGCUUUCCGGUCUCAUGCACGAGUUUGCCAAACGAUUCACGGUUUUCACUGAACUGGAAAAGGACUUUGCGUUUUUUGGCUCUCCAUUCACCACGGAUGCUUCCGAGGUCCCCGAGGCGAUGCAAAUGGAACUGAUAGACUUGCAAUGCUGCACGCGGUUGAAGGACAUGUACAAAUCUGUUGGUAUUGAAUCAUUCUACCAAUCGUUGCCACCUGAGUACCCGACUAUCACUGCAUUUGCGGGUAAAAUACUCUGUAUGUUUGGGACAACAUAUUUAUGUGAGCAGGCAUUUUCAGUUAUGAAUAUUAAUAAAUCGAAAAUGCGCAAUCGUAUGACACAUGGACAUCUCAAUGAUGUCAUGAAAAUAGCCACGGCCCAGAGCCUGUCCCCCAAUGUGGACAAGCUGGUGAAAAAUAAAAGGCUUCUGGCUUCGACAUGUAAAAUGUAGCUGGCUUGUCUGCCCAUGUAACAUAGUGCUGUGAAGUAAUGAUUGGGAGGGUAUGUUUGUGGGAGUGGGAGUUUGUGGGAGUUGUUUAAGUUAAUGUACCAUCUGUUAUUUAUGUCUUAUUAUUAUUAAGUUCUAGUGAAUAUUUAGUCACUUGGCCUGUUGGUGGAGUACUUAACCUUGGCACAUCUUUUGACUUCUUUAGGGCUACUUAGGGCCAUCUUUUUUAAUUGGCCUAAUUAGGCCUGUGUAUUGACAUGGUUUUAUGUGCAAGUUGUCAAUA
Molecule: messenger RNA, 2310 nt
Organism: Neoarius graeffei (lesser salmon catfish)
Lineage: Eukaryota; Metazoa; Chordata; Actinopteri; Siluriformes; Ariidae
Product: general transcription factor II-I repeat domain-containing protein 2A-like
Exons: 4
Coding region: 432-2030 (532 amino acids)
Molecular function (GO): protein dimerization activity
Source: RefSeq, a predicted model, not a curated record